Messenger RNA from Phacochoerus africanus (Common warthog), 1531 nucleotides. RefSeq names its product testis expressed 45 (gene SAXO5). The transcript has 8 exons. NCBI's taxonomy places the organism in Eukaryota, Metazoa, Chordata, Mammalia, Artiodactyla, Suidae. The record is from RefSeq and is a predicted model, not a curated record. The coding region runs from base 25 to 1512 and encodes 495 amino acids.
ACAGGCGCCCUCCUUCCGUGCCCAAUGUCCCGGCUGGACUUCCUGAAGGCCUCGCACUUUGCUCUGGGGCCCGACACGCGGCUGCAAGUGGGCGCCACGCAGUCCACUUCGCACCGGGACUUUCCCGCCUACCCCGGCGUUACCCCCGGGCCGCUGUGCCAGCCGCCGCCCUGCACGUCCCUCUUCCAACGAGACACGCGCGGGGGAGGCCAGGAGCACGUGUCGGAGACGCACUGCAGGUACGCGCCCCCGUCAGCGCAGCCGGCGAGAGAGCUGGAGCGGGAACUGACGCGGGAGCGCACGCUCACCAUGCAGGCCAGCCACCUGCACGUGCAUGCGGACGCUCGCUCCCGCACCGGCCUCUCCACCAUGCGCUCAGACUUUGGCUGGCCUGAGCCGCCGGCACGCGCCAGCGAGCAGAUCCGCGGCGCCCGCCUCAUCUUCGACCGCGAUUCGGUGCCUCCGGGCGACCGAGCUCAGCUGCGCCUCCCGUCCACCACUUACCAGGAGUUCUUCCCGCUCCGCGACGUUUGCCUGAAGCCCCGGGACCUCAGCUACCACCUCGGGGGUCCCAGUCCUCUCAAGUGGGACCAUAGGAGAGAGGUUGACACGACUUCCUACCAGACACAGUUCCGGGCCCUGCCAGGCCCACCAGCCUUGAUGUGUAAGAGGGCUUCCUCCAGCAUCAAACUUGGAGACCUCAAGAUUGGCUAUGGGCCCAUGUGCGCAGAGCAGAAACAAGCCUACAGGCCCCAGGUUCUGCCCCCAGACAGGUAUGACAAAGCCCAGGCCUCAGCCCACAUCCACUGUGUGAAUAUUCGUCCUGGAGAUGGCCUCUUCCAUGACAGCACCACCAUGGGAGAAUACUUCUAUGCCCGGGAGCCAGAGCCUUUGGUUCUUCACCACGACCAGACUCCGGAGUCACACAUCCUGGAAGGAAACGGAUGCCUGGGCCCAGGCAGCCUCACCACUUCCAUGCACUUCUUCCACGGCCAGCCGCUGGCGGUGACCAAGCAACCCAGCCGCCACGUGCCUCAUGAAGAACUGCAGAGUCAUAUAACCCUAGGGGAGCCGUCGCUACUAGGGCAGUUUUUCCAAACCACCAUGGGCACAGACUAUUACCCUGCUGGGAUGCAAAAGCCAAAGAAAGCGCCCAACCUCCACUGGCAGCGGAGCAACCUGCCAGAGGGUACCGGCGAACCAGAUUUCUUAACCAUGAAUCAGAAGAUGCUGAAACCUCACAGAACAGCUCCUGCUGCCGUGACUGAGGAGAUGCUACAGCGGUGCAAGGAUAGCCACUUGGAGCCCCCGCUGGGCAGACAGCGCUUCUUCUCAACCCUAAGCAAGGACAAGUUUGCCUUCAAAUACCAGGGCCCAGUCGUGUUGAGAAGGGACAACUUCCAGGAGAGUCACUUGCCACUGGGCUCCCUUCAUCACUGGGGCUGUGGAGCUGGGCAGGGAGACCCUGGGGCCCCCCAGGGCCCUGUCUACCCAUGCCGAAGCCAGCAAUAAACAUUGCUCUGGUAACGUC